This is a messenger RNA of Osmia bicornis bicornis, 3635 nucleotides long. Its product is annotated as DENN domain-containing protein 1B. Gene Ontology annotation, cellular component: intracellular membrane-bounded organelle; cytosol. NCBI's taxonomy places the organism in Eukaryota, Metazoa, Arthropoda, Insecta, Hymenoptera, Megachilidae. The record is from RefSeq and is a predicted model, not a curated record. Gene Ontology annotation, biological process: endocytic recycling; endocytosis. Gene Ontology annotation, molecular function: phosphatidylinositol phosphate binding; guanyl-nucleotide exchange factor activity.
UAAAUAUAUACGUAUACUAUGGCCACGAAGUGAAAAGUAGACUGUAGAAGUGGUUCAGAGGUAACAGUUGAUACAUCGCUUGGUGGUACGGUUAGGACACAUUAUCACAGGAAGAAGGGAAAAAGCAAAUUGUUUAUAAGAAUAGGUAGGUCGUAACGAUCGGCUAUGCAAUGGGACUAAAAUUCACGUGAAUGGAAUGUAUUACUGUCAUGUAGUACGUACAAUGACGUAUAGACGUCAAGAGAAUAUAAAGUACUUAUUUUUUUUUCCACUGUUAUCAUGGAUUCCAGAUUGAGGGACAAUGUACAACAUCUUUUCGAGUGUUUUUGUGAAAUAGCUGCACCAUUAGGAGAGAGGCCGCCUUGGAUACUUCAAAAGUAUCCUACUUCAUUUUCGGGAGAAAUACUUAAAUCUGUUCCAAAAUUUGCAUACCCAUGUGAAAUUGAAAAUCUGUUGGUGCAACAUUUUUCAUUUGUAUUCACUAGUUCAAAAUGGACGUUUGGAUUUUGUCGACACGAUCCUAAAACAGAUACAGCUUUAGUAAUCUUAAGUGCAUUACCAUGGCACGAAUAUUUUACAAGUUAGCUUUUAAAUAAUAUUGCAACCUUAAUGAGUACUGGCACUGGAGAAGAUCUCUGGAAAUUUCUUGAAACUGUGUAUAGAAGUUCAGUUCCCAUUCCUGGUAGUUCUAUAUCGAUCCCUGUACCAAAUUCUAAAGUGAAUUUUGUUUGUCAAAGUCCGAAACAAUUUCAAUUACCAAGUAUACCUGAAAAUAGAAAUUUGACCGAGUAUUACAGUGCUGUUGAUGAGAAUAUGAUGAUAGUUGCUUCUAUGUUAUACGAACGACGAAUUAUUUUCACUUCAAAACGUCUUUCAAGAUUGAGCGCAUGUGUUCAAGCAUGCAACGCUUUAUAUAUCCGAUGAUUGGCAACAUAUAUACUACCAGUACUACCACUAUUUUUAAUAGAUUAUUUAUUAGCACCAAUGCCAUUUUUAAUCGGAGUUCCUGCUCCAACACUUCAGAGAGUACGUAAAGGUGAUUUAGAAGAAGUAGUAAUUUUGGAUGCUGAUAAUAAUACCAUCGAAUCGCCAUAAGACUUGGAAUCCUUACCUCAGGAUGUGGUUCGUGACAACUUGAAAAGGGCAUUACGUAAUAGACCCGCGCUUCUCCCCCCCCCCGGUGAUGGAGUGUCAAGGGCAUUUCUGCGUGCAUUGGUACCAUUAACAGCUGGCUACAGGGACGCAUUAACGCUGGAACAGGACAAAGUAUUACUUUUGAUCGAGAUGCAUUUAUAGAAAAGCAGACCUCCCUCGAUGCAACCUUUUGUACGAGAAAUGUUGCAGUUACAAAUAUUUUCCAGGUUUAUAGAAGAAAGACUGAAUAUGCUUAAUUCAGGACGGUUCUCGGAUGAGUUCGAAAUGGAAGCUUGUAGUUAUUCCGCUAAAUCUGGUAGUAAAUUUAUGCAGCAGUACCGGGAAUGGACGUAUACCAUGCGAAAGGAAAGUUCCGCGUUUUUCCGCAGUGUGAAAGAUAAAGCCAAUCCAGCUGUAAAAUAUGCAGUUAAAUCAGUAAAAGACAAAGGUAAAGAUAUGAAAACAGCAUAUAAAGGAUUGAAAUGGAAAGGUCGAUCAAAUAGAAACGAAACGGGUAUGAGGUUUUAUCAACCAAGAUCUGCACCUAGUUCGCCUACAGUGGAUAGAAGGCCUAUUGAUUUUACAUCUCCUUCAAAAUCACCAAAUGGUUUUACAGCUACAACUAGUUAUAGAAAAGAUCUUCGGAUGCGAAAUAGCAAUUUUACCGAUUCAAGUAGACAACAAUAUUCUCCAUUGAGUCCUAGCUCUCCAGAAGAAUCUGAUUCUCCACCAGAAAGGGUAAAUAUCGAUCUUAUGCAAGAACUUCGUCACGUGAUAUUUCCAAAUACACCUCCUAUCGAUAGAACAUUGAAACCAGUGCGCAGCUUAGACAGCUUGAGACCUGCAUGGAAUGGACAUAUGCGGCACGGUCCUCCGCCUAAUCCAGUUGUCACAAAUCCAAUUGUAUCCUCCUCUUUACAAACAAUAUCCUCUAAUCCACAUUCCACCUUAAUUAGUUUGGUAGAUCAGUCAAAUAUUACGUUUAACACCAAUGAUAAUAUUAAUACUCGAACUAGUGUAAAUAAAACAUAUCCAUUUGAUUCUUUGGCCUUGAAAGUAAAUAAACAGGAGAAGAAAUUGACAAAUCAUCAGAAGAGUCUGUUCAUAAUGCACACUCGAGUAAUUUUUUGCAUGAAUUUACAGAACAUAUACAUCUCGUAUUCGCAAAAAACGGAUAUAAAUCAUUGUAAGAAUGGUUUGAAAAUUGCUCAAAAAACAACUGAAAUUUAUUCUUUCGACAAAUGUCUGAAAAAUUUCAAUUCUCGCUUUCAUUUGAAAGAGAAUGAUCCUUUGAUACAAGUAAGUAUUAUACCUUCCUAUUUGCAACCACCGAUCUUUCAAGCUACAAAUGCAUCGUUGUCUGUUAAUUGUCACGUUCCAUCCCAUGCAUACAAUAGUACAUCUUACUCUGCACAUUCGAAGGUAAACGUCAUAAUUCCAGAUUUAAUUAGAUUAGAUUCGACUACAAGCAGCGAAGACUUCGACCCGCUACUUUAAUCGUCGGAAUUCACCAAUUCCAAACAAAUGACUCAGUCGUUACAUAUUCCUGAGAUGGGCGAGGGUCUUAGCAAUCCGCUAUACCCUUACUUUCAACCAUUGCACAAAAAUAAUGACAAGCAACAAAAAUCCUCCGAUAAUAUCGGUGAUUUGGAUUUGUUACAAGCCUACGGUUUGGAUUUUAACAAAUUUAGUAUAAGCAACGGCGAUUCACCGACGAAAAAGUCUAACAUAUGUAACACAUCCGAAAACAGUAUUAAUGUAGAUAAUACGUGCAGCUUAAUGAAUACACCUGCCAUUAAAUCACAAAAUAAUUGGACAAAAUUCGAAUAAGUAAUAAAUUACCGUUCACAUAUCAUAAUUGUACAUAUAAUGUUAAUACUGUUUUUCUUUUCUUUCUUGUUAUUCAUGCCGUAAUAAGAACUAAUGUAAGUUCAAUGCCUACAGGAAGCAGUAGUUAACAGAAAUUUUACAGAACGAUAACAAUAGUUAAUAUUAAUGACUUCAUAGGAAGGUGGAGAUACAAUAAUUUGAUUUCUUGCACAACCGUAACAUUAUACAUUUUUGAUAUAAAGAAUACUUCCAAAUGUUUUAUGGUCGCGUAAUUUUUGAUCAUUGUUUCUAUAAAUUUAAUUAUACACGGUUUCGUACAAGUUUGUUUUCUAUCGAUGCUUUUUAUUCAAAACAGGGGAUAUGUAGUUAAAAAUUACAAAUACACUUUCGUAUAAUAUGUAUGAAAUAAAUUCUUGAAAUCUUUACAUAUACAUAUAUUAAUACUAUAAUGAAUAUCAUGCAAAAUGAUAGGAAACAUAAUGCAUAAUACUGACUGUAUGAAACGUAUACUUAUCUGUUAUUAUUCUACUGUAAUCAUUUUCCUAUGUUAUUUUCAUAAAUAAAUUAUAUUUAAUGAUAGAGUGAAUAUAAUCGAUCGGACCAAAUUAAGUACGGAUAUUGAAAUUAUAUAGUUCAUCCUUGUUAGAUUUUAAAUAUAUUAAUUUAGUAGU